This is a messenger RNA of Spathaspora passalidarum NRRL Y-27907, 2011 nucleotides long. RefSeq lists its product as uncharacterized. Gene Ontology annotation, cellular component: cytosol. Gene Ontology annotation, biological process: cytokinin biosynthetic process. The transcript has a single exon. The coding region runs from base 87 to 770 and encodes 227 amino acids. NCBI's taxonomy places the organism in Eukaryota, Fungi, Ascomycota, Pichiomycetes, Serinales, Debaryomycetaceae. Gene Ontology annotation, molecular function: hydrolase activity, hydrolyzing N-glycosyl compounds. The record is from RefSeq and is a predicted model, not a curated record.
CAAUCUCAUUUUUAGUUCAAGAUUGUGCAAGAUAUAAACUUGGAAAGAAUCCACACGACUGAAUCCAACUAAAAUAUAAACUCAAAAUGUCAACUCCAACAACUAAACUAUGUGUAUUCUGUGGAUCAUCCUCUGGUAGUGAUCCCUCAUUUGUCAAUCAAGCCAAGAAAUUAGGCAAUGCCCUUGCUGAUAAACAAUGGGGAUUGGUUUAUGGAGGUGGAUCCACUGGAUUAAUGGGGGCAGUUGCUAAUGGAUGUGCCAGCAAACGUGGAUAUGUUCAUGGAAUCAUCCCAGAAGCAUUGAUUUCUCGUGAACGUACAGAAGUCAAGCCAGAGGAACAUAAUAUUGACAAUCAUAAUGGAUUAACUCCAAUUCCUGAUUCUAAAGAAUACGGUCAUACUACUUUGGUUAAAGACAUGCAUACUAGAAAAAGAUUAAUGGGACAAGAAGCUGAUGCAUUUGUGGCACUUCCUGGUGGAUACGGAACUUUAGAAGAAUUGAUGGAAGUGGUUACUUGGCAGCAAUUGAGUAUUCAUGACAAGCCAAUUGUUAUUUUUAACAUCAAUGGGUUUUUUGAUUCAUUUUUGAAGUUCAUCCAAGCUUCAAUUGAUUCUCAGUUUGUGUCCGUAAAGAAUGGUGAAAUCAUUAAGGUUGCCAAUACCGUGGAAGAAGUGAUUAAAGCUGUCGAAGAAUAUAAACUUCCUGAAGGAAGAUUCAACUUAAAGUGGGAUCACAACACUGGUGAUAAUGAAUUCUAUGAUAAAAUAUAGAGCAAUCAAAUCUAGUCAUUAUUAAUACUUAUAUACAAAAAUCUAUACAAAAAAAAAGGUCUAUAUAUCUAUCAUAUUUUAAUGUGGAUUGUAUUCAUCUUCAUUAUGGUCGUCAUGAACAUGGAACAAGUCUUCAAAUUCAUCAUCUGGGAUUUCAAUUUCCGAAAUAUACCCAGUAGCAACAUCAUACAUCAUACCCCAAACUUCAAUAGUACCAUUUUUUAAUGCUAAUGAAGCACUUGGGUGUCUCUUUAAAGCAGUAACUGAAGCAAUAACAUUCAAUUCAGCCAACUUUCUGGCUUUUUCUUUAGGCUCAUCAUUAUAUUGAUUUAAAAGUUGCAAAUUGGCAGCCCGUAUAUGUCUCACUGGGUUAAGCCAAAGAUCCAAAACACCACCAAUCUUCUUUCUUGAUAAUGAAGCCCAAAUACCACCACAGUCGGUAUGACCACAGACAAUAAUCUUCUUGACUUUCAAGACUUCAAUGGCAAAUUGUAUAACACCUUGACUACUGAUAUCAUUGGCAUUAACAAUAUUGGCAAUAUUUCUAUGAACAAAGAUUUCCCCUGGUAAAGUAGCUAAACAUUGAUCACCAGCACGAGAAUCAGAACAUCCAAUCCAUAAAGUAUGUGGAGAUUGACCUUUACCAUUCAAUUCAAAAACCAAAUCGCCGUGGUUAUGACGGAUAGAGUCAACGAAAUAACGGUUAUUAGCCAAGAAUUCGGCCUUGGUGGAUUCUCUUGAUAAGGUGAAUGGGAAAUUAUCAUGAGUAGCUACGUCUCUUUUCUUGGCAUCUUGUAAUUGCUCUUCCGACGGCGUGGUAGAUAAGUCAGUUUCAUGAUCGUGUUCCAUUUGAUACUGUAAAAUAUUUCUCUUUCCCAUAGUUGAAAUCGUGCUGGAUAUGUAGCGUGUACUGAAAGAUACAACAGGAGUAGUAAUAAGUCUGGGUUUUCUGUACCACAAAGUUGGUGCAAACCGAAAGGAAAUCAACGGUAGUUUAUAAAUAGUGCAAGGGGAUGUUUAGGAUUAGUAUAUCAGACACUUCUGGGUUUCAACUGACGACAAAAGUGGUGCGUGAAUCAACGUGUGUGUUAUCGGUAGUAAUGCCAAAAAAAGAAAUACUGCGAAAAAUAGCAAGGGGGAGCGGGGAGCUUUCUUAUCGGGCGAUAUUAAUUCGCAACUGACUGUUUAAUAACCGAUAUUAUUGUUCGGAUAUGUAGGAGCAACCUAAUAGUAUAAUACUG